AUGUCUACCCAAAACACUCCCCGUCGCACCCGUCCAUCAAAUGCAACCGCUCGGCCUGGCCAGAUAGUGCUUGACGCAAAGAACAAGAGGUGUACCAAGGUGCAAAAGGCCGCCAACGACCUUGCCCUCAAGGAAGCGCAGGAAGCACAGGUCCAAAAAGGGCUGGAGCGCUUGGCUGGUAUGCAAAAUGAGAUGGAGAAAGUGCAGGAAGAAUUACUCAACAAAAAGGUGAUCCCCAUUCGGCCCAAGCCAAGGGCUCGUAAGGCGACUAAACCUGUAGUAAGGAGUGGUGAUGAUCAUACUGACAACAUGAUGGAGGCUGAUGAGGCAAAUGACCUCCAGAAGGCUGUCGAGAUCGUGGAGGCUGUUGAGACUGUGGAGGCGGUCAAGACCAUGGAGGCUGCCAAGAACAUGGAGGAUGGAACCACAGGAGCAAAAAAGAGGAAGGUAACAAAGAAAGGCGGAAAGGCGCUGAUAAAGGAUGCUAUCAGUAACAUGCAAAAGAAGAUCAACGAACCAUCAUCGAAAUUGGAAGGUGAUAACGCCAAUAACGUGGCACGUGUAUCUGAUGGGAAAGAUACGCCAGCACUUUUCAAUGCUACCACUCAGAAAUUCACAUUAGGUGGCCUGGUGACCAAUUGGAUUUCAGGCAUUAAGCCCGGAAAAUCAGAACCCAUGUCCCACACAUCCAGCACCUCAUUUCCAACUCAAGCACCUCCAACAUCAAUUUUCUCACAAGGCACUGCCUCCACUGCAGCAACUUCAGAUGCACAGGUCCCAAUUCACAAGCCUGUGGCUCCUGUUGCAGAAGCUCUCAUUGGCGACUUUGCAGAUGACAUUGAUGAUACGUUGGAGCGCAAGGCCACUAUUGCACAAGGCAAGGGGAAAUCAAAGGUGGCCUCGAUAUUCGAUGAUAACGUGGACUUCGAUGAGCCUAAUGCUCCGGUAGCAUAUGAGCCAGAUGAUGAUUCUGUGACUUCAUUCACAGAACAGGAAUGGGCCUCGCAGGGGCCUCAGGCUCCAUUCAUGCAGAUCGAAAAUUGUGGGACCCUCAAGCGAAAAGCUAGCGUGGAUGACGUCUUCAAUGACGACGAGGAGUCUAUGGUGUCUGACUGGUCCAUGGAUAUCGAAGGCCCUGAUUUUGAAGACACAUUUGAGCCCGAGCCCGAGCCUCCAGUGGUAGUGAAGAAGGAGAAAGAUCCGCACACAACAUUUUCAACAUCAGUAUCGGUUGUGACUUCUGUCCCUGACAGCAAACCACCUGCUCCCAAAAAAAUCAAAGUUGGGGCAUCUGCUGCACAUGCCCACAGCACUCCUGCCAUCAAAUGCCAGCUCAAUGUGGACACUGGGCCAGAGAACAUGAAACCUCGUAGCACAUAUUGUAACGUUGAUUUACCUGCCACGUUGCAGGUAGAUCAACGCUGGGCAAAGAAAUAUCUUCCUACCAUCAUGUUAUGGGCCAGAAGUUACGAAGACCUCUGGACUAUCCCAGAUGAUGUUCUUCUCCUUCACGCACAGCUAAUUUUUAAUGCAGUAUACAAGGAGCUCCAUAUCACUAUUGUUCAUGGUGGUGUGAUUCAUUCCCUCACUGCGCAGCGAAUUUCUGAAUGGCACAGCAACUUCAGCUCGACAGGCCUGGUCAUUAUUGUGGACUUUUUGUCCCGAAACUCUGACUGCGAUUCAGUUCAACUUGCCACCUACCUUCUUGCAGACUAUGCAUUCCUAUUCGAGGACCCUGACCAGCCAAGUCCCCUCACAACAUACCGUUCUCCUUUUGUAUUACAGCUGUUGGGUACAGCGCAUCUUAACACCAUCAGUGGGUAUGUUGACGUUCCUGACCUCGACACACACGCACUUGCAACAAGGGCCAUCAGGAUGUCGGGCAUUAUUGCCCUUUGUGCCGCAGCAAUUGAGCGAGCCCUGGGAAUGUUUGCAAACAAAAAUUUGAAAGUCAAGGAUAUAUUGGUGUCCAGUGCCAGAGGUAAACUCGUCAUUAAACUACCCAAAGUCCUCAACAAGGUCACCAGGAGGAUGACCAAUGCCCCGUUUUUGUUUUCAGCGGCUCACUGGGCCAAAGUCACCACAUCUUUCAUCAAAUCUAUCUCGAGCAAGCCUGCUGGGACUCGCUUAAUGACAACGAGCACACUAUGCUUUGAUGUUGUCUCUUCUACUACACCACCGCCAGUGGAAUCCCACUGUCAUAUCAUCAUUUUCGCUGCUGUUUUUACCCCCACAUGUCCGCCGUUUUUCCUGUACCCCCAGCUAGCUCUCGACUUUUUAUAUUAG
Messenger RNA from Suillus paluster, 2286 nucleotides. RefSeq lists its product as uncharacterized. The record is from RefSeq and is a predicted model, not a curated record. NCBI's taxonomy places the organism in Eukaryota, Fungi, Basidiomycota, Agaricomycetes, Boletales, Suillaceae. The transcript has 8 exons. Bases 1 to 2286 code for a protein of 761 amino acids.